AACAACACAAAUAAUGGCUGCUGUCAUUAGGCAGCAGAGUAGAGAGAAAAAAAAAACAUACAGGUUCUAGAAAAUACAAAACGUUUUCCUUAUUCCGUAGCAGCUGUUCGAACAAACUGCUUGCGAGUAGUAUUCUCGUUGACGGGUUAGCUAGUAAUAUUGUUCGUGCAAUCGUGAGUGCAUUCGGCGCUGAUCCCGCAAUACAGAUACAUGGCAAAGGUAAAAUACGACUGGUAUCAAACAGACACGGCCGUCACGGUGACGGUGCUGUUAAAAAAUGCGUCCGAAAAAAACUACACCGUCCAGCUGGAGCAAAACGCACUCACCCUGCAGGCGGACGGCAUCGAACCCAUCGCACUGAACCUAUGGAAUCCGAUCAACGUUGAGCAGAGCUCACACAAAGCAUCACCGAGCAAGGUGGAAAUAAAGCUCGCCAAACUGAUCGGCCAACGUUGGGAUGCUCUCGAGCGGAAGCUUGCGACGGAAGAACCAUCGUCAACAUCGUCUGCCGCCGCGAAGAAGAAGCACGAUUGGGACAAAAUCUCGAAAGAAAUCGAAAACGAUGAUGAGACGAAGGACGACGUCAGCGCACUGUUUAAAAAGAUCUUUGCCGAUGCCAGUGAGGACACCCGGAAGGCGAUGAUGAAGUCGUACUACGAGUCUAGCGGCACUGUCCUGAGCACCAACUGGGACGAGGUUGGUGCACAGCCGGUGCAGGUUAGGCCCCCGGACGGGUGUGAGUUUAGGAAGUGGAACUAAAGCCCCGCCAGCAUCCCGGUUACAACAAACGCUGUUCUUUCAUCGCUUCGGGAGGGAAAAGAAACGAUAAGCAUCUCUGUCUCAAACCGUUUGUUUCAUCCGGUUUUGAAGUGAAGUGUACGCUCAUAUUUUAAUUUAUACCUCUGAUGUGGCCACCACAGGAGGAGUGCAAAAUCCAAAUUAUCGCUUUAAUCGCUCGCACCAGCCAGCCGCUUCCUUCGGGAAGAACAUUUGCAGUGUGUUGCGGUAGUACUGAUCGGCAAGCUCGACCGUUGGCUUUCCUUUUAUGCCUGCUAGCACUUCCAGUACUUGGCUAGAAAUAGAACAAAUACAAUUGAACAUUAACCCAAA
Anopheles stephensi (Asian malaria mosquito) is the source of this 1110-nucleotide messenger RNA. It is a transcript of the gene Sgt1, whose product is annotated as protein SGT1 homolog. Gene Ontology annotation, molecular function: protein-folding chaperone binding. The transcript is spliced from 2 exons. The record is from RefSeq and is a predicted model, not a curated record. The coding region runs from base 211 to 759 and encodes 182 amino acids. Lineage: Eukaryota; Metazoa; Arthropoda; Insecta; Diptera; Culicidae.